Messenger RNA from Lethenteron reissneri (Far Eastern brook lamprey), 1590 nucleotides. RefSeq lists its product as uncharacterized. Lineage: Eukaryota; Metazoa; Chordata; Hyperoartia; Petromyzontiformes; Petromyzontidae. The record is from RefSeq and is a predicted model, not a curated record.
GACGGUGGUGGUGAUGGUAGCAGUAUGGUAGUCGUGGUGGUGAUGGUGGCGGUGGUGGUGAUGGUGGUGACGGUGGUGACGGUGGUGACGGUGGUGGUGAUGGUGGCAGUAGCGAUGACCGUAUCGGCACUCGCAGCUAACGGCACGGCCGCGCUCGUGCCGGCCGGGGAGGCAGUGGAGACGGACAUCGAUGCCGAGGACGGCCCCUCGCCCGCGGGGCUCGCCGAGCCGGCACGGCGGCCGGGGCUCACCGACCUGGACACGACGGAGCCGCACGCACAGACGCCGGCACAGGGCCUCCCACCGGCCUCUCCCCAAGCGGCGUCUCCUCCGCACCUGGGCAUGGGCUCUUCUCCCAGCAUGCCCCUCUCCACGCACCACCAGAUCCAGCUGCUGCAGCAGCAGCUGCUGCAGCAACAGCAGCAGACGCAGGUGGCCGUGGCGCAGGUGCAGCUGCUCAAGGACCAGCUGAGUGCCGAGUGCGCGGCGCGCAUGGAGGCACAGGCCCGCACGCACCAGCUGCUGCUGCAGAACCGCGACCUUCUGGGUCACGUGAGCGCCCUCGUCAAAGAGAUCCAGGGCCUGGAGAUCAGCCUGGCCCAGCACACCGGCAGUGCCAGCCGGCUGAGUGUGACCGACGUGUCGUGGGCCACAGCGGUGAGCUCGCCGCCCCAGCCGGCCUUGCUACUGUGCGGGCCGUGCACGCCGCGGCCGGCCGACGUCGGCCUCUCCCCCGUCGUCGCCGGCGGCCGGGACGCCGUCGGCGGCGGCGACGACGACGGCUUCGGCCUCCGCCUCGCAGUCGAUCAGAGCCUCUUUGAGAACGCCAGUUUCUCAGCGUCCCCGAUGCCCAAGGGUAGGCACGUCACGGUUAGCACCCCUGUCGUCGGGGUGUCGGCGGCGGCCGGGGUGGGGCCGGGGGUGGCGGCACCGGGGCCCCCCCCCGUUCCCCGGGAGGAAGAGCGGGGCCCCCCCACCCCGGGGAGCGGGGGGCGCGCCACCUGGACGGCGCUGGGAGCCGCCGAGCGUUGGCCGAGCGACGCGUGGGACGCGGCGGCGGAGCAGCGGGACGCGGGGGCGGCGCGUGGAGCACCGCCCCGGCGAUGGCGAUGGCGGCGGCUCCUCACCUGGCGCGCAGGGCCGCCUCCGACACCUUCCCCCGGUUGGAGCCGCCGCCACCGUCCGCCCGCUCGCAAGCGCGUCCCUCGCGCCCUCAAGACGACGCACGACAUGAUGGAGGAGCCGACGCAGCGCUCCUUCGGGAAUUCCUUCUGGGAUUACUCGGGCAGUCCGGACCGCGACUCGGCGGGAUCGGGCGAGCCGGCACUCGCGAACGGCGCGAGCCGGGGGGAGCACGCCGGGGAUGAGACGGCGCAGUCCAAGCAGCAGCAGCAACAGCAGAGCGCCGACAAGGAGUUGGUUCCGAAGUCGAUCCGGAAGGAGCUGGACGCGCUCGGCGUUCCGGAGUCGGAGUCCCGGAUUUCCGGGCGGGAUCCGCUCGAGGAAGGGUCGGAGGAUUCCGGCAUCGUCCGGCAGAGAGACUCCGGCGCCUCGGAGGGCGAGCGCGCCGAGGCCCUCGGCCUCGACUGA